Melitaea cinxia (Glanville fritillary) is the source of this 1278-nucleotide messenger RNA. Its product is annotated as homeobox protein Hox-B5a-like. Gene Ontology annotation, molecular function: RNA polymerase II cis-regulatory region sequence-specific DNA binding; DNA-binding transcription factor activity, RNA polymerase II-specific. Lineage: Eukaryota; Metazoa; Arthropoda; Insecta; Lepidoptera; Nymphalidae. The coding region runs from base 1 to 1278 and encodes 425 amino acids. Gene Ontology annotation, cellular component: nucleus. The record is from RefSeq and is a predicted model, not a curated record. Gene Ontology annotation, biological process: anterior/posterior pattern specification; negative regulation of transcription by RNA polymerase II. The transcript is spliced from 2 exons.
AUGUCUACCAUCAAUACAAUUAAUUGUGAAAGUGAUGUAUGGAAAGACAAUGCUGUAGUGAGUGCACAAAGUGAUAAAUUAACACAGUGUAUGUACCAGAACAAUAUUACAGCUUAUAAUGCUUACAAUUUACAUAAUAAUAACUUUUAUCCUCAAAGCAGUGGUUAUACUAAUGGACAAUACAACAUAGCACAAGGAUUUGAUAAUUUCAGUAGCAAAAUUUUUAAAACUGAACCCAGUUUUCAGGAUUAUGCUACAAAUCAUCAUACCCCCAACAGCGACCAAAAUAACUAUAAAACUAAAAAGUGGACAAUACCAAAUACACCGACAUAUCAACCUGGCAUUUUAAGAUAUAAUCAAGAUGUAACUGCACUAGCAAGUAACCAUGUUGCGAAUAUAAAAGCCGAAUCUCCGUCUCUUUUAUCUUCGAGUCAAUGUAGCUUACCCAAAUCUACAGGACAAACUUAUUUCCAAUAUGUCACAAAUCAUGAUACGCAUUACAUGAAACAACAGGAAGUAAAGCAGCACACGAAAGCUGGUAUUUUUGAAAAGGGACCAAAUAAUGAAACCGUUAAAGGGAGUGAAACUAAUUUGCCUCCACUUUAUGACGAAUGUAUAUCAGGUUUAGACGAACAAUCAAGGAUUAGUCAUGCCACGAGCGGAUCAUUGACUGAUAAUCACGAAUAUAAGACAAAUGUCGGUGAGUCUGACAUGUGUCAUAAUAUGACAAAGGUAGAAAAUAAGGGAGACGAGAAAGCGAAAGAUUCCGAUAAGAUGAAAAUUGAAACAACACACGAUGGCGAUAUAUUGUUUCCAUGGAUGAAAAGCCAUUUUAGCGAAAAGAAAACAGCCGGUUCAAAAAGAACUCGGCAAACUUAUAGCAGACAGCAGACACUUGAAUUAGAAAAAGAGUUUCACUACAAUAAGUAUUUAUCAAGGAGACGAAGGGUUGAAAUAGCACAUGCAUUACAUUUAAGCGAGAGACAAAUAAAGAUAUGGUUUCAAAACCGAAGAAUGAAAGCCAAGAAGGAUGGAAAAUAUCCAACGUCCCCCACUCACUUUGGAACAGAAAAUGGUAAUGCAAUGCAAUCACCUAACGUGACGGAAUGUAUGAAGUCAAGACAGGAAACACCUGCGUUGCCAGAGUUUCCUGAUAUAAAUUACUACAAUCCGAAAUAUCGAGGAGCGAUAAGUAUGUGUAGUUUGUCUGGCAAUUAUAUACCACCUCAGAGCAGCUUGCCAAAUGUGACACCAAUGGCUAACUUCAGCGGAUGCUGA